Capsella rubella is the source of this 1458-nucleotide messenger RNA. Its product is annotated as GLABROUS1 enhancer-binding protein-like. The transcript has a single exon. Lineage: Eukaryota; Viridiplantae; Streptophyta; Magnoliopsida; Brassicales; Brassicaceae. Gene Ontology annotation, cellular component: nucleus. Bases 190 to 1290 code for a protein of 366 amino acids. Gene Ontology annotation, biological process: regulation of DNA-templated transcription. The record is from RefSeq and is a predicted model, not a curated record.
GCCCAACUCGAAUGUGUUUCGUUCGACAAAAAAAAGUAGGGAAAACAAAACAAAACCCGACAAGUUAACCUAAAAUCACCAGACCUAACAGCAAGCAAAUCGACGGCGACGUGAAAAUAAAAAAGAGAUAGCUGAAACAAGCAAGGAGACUCUCGCCGCUCUUAGAUCUCUGUCUCCUGAUUGCGUUCGAUGGCACCGAAGAAGGCGGAAGUGAUCGACAACCCACCUGUGGCCUCUUCGAGUGAAGAGGAAGAAUCUGGUUCGUCUGGAGAAGAGUCUGAGUCUUCUGCUGAGCUUUCGAAGAAAGACGAGUCUUCGAAGAAGCCCGAAUCUGAAUCCGAAGGCGAGUCUGAGUCUGAGUCCGAUUCCGAACCUGACCCCGAGCCUGCUAAGACGAACAAGCAGCCUGUUGUGGCCAAAGCCAAAGCAGAGGCCUCUGGAUCUGCUGUGGCUGUACCUGAGAGUUCAACGGCUAAGCGUCCUUCGAAGGAAGCUGAGCCCGAAACUAAUAAGAAGCUGAAGACAUCCGAGACUGAGCACGUGAAGGUGCCGAAAACAAAUGAUGAGGCUAAGAAGAUUUCUGGAGAAGAUGCGAAGAAGAUGUUCCAGAGGUUGUUCAGCGAGGCUGAUGAAAUUGCCUUGCUUCAAGGUGUUCUUGAUUUCACUUCUACCAAAGGUGAUCCUUAUGACGACAGUGACGCCUUUUGCUCUUAUGUGAAGAAGUUGAUCGAUUUCGAUGCUACCAAAAGCCAAAUAGUAACCAAGCUUCAGAGAUUGAAGAAGAAGUUUACGAAUACAGUGAAGAAGUCUCUUAAAAAGGGGAAGAGUGAAGAUGAGAUUCAGUUUCCUAAGGAUAUUGACCAAAAGUCCUUUGAAUUGGCUAGAAAGAUUUGGGGAAGCAAUGGUGUUAUGACUUCUAAAUCAAGGAAGAAAGUUGGAGGAACCCCUGCCUCGAAAGCCCCGAAAGAGAUGAAGUUAGUAGUUCACUCGACUCCCAAGAAACCAGCAGAAGCGAAAAGACCAGAAAAAACAGAGGCCAAGGCUGUGAACACUGGUCUCUCCAUUGGUAGGGAGAUAGCAUUGUUCUUCAACGCAGAGAAUUCAAGUUCUUGCUGUUUAGAUGAAUCCACAGUUACUGCGGUUUGGAAAAAGGUUGCCGACGGAGCAGAGAAGACAAAAGUGGAGGAAAAAUGGAAGAAGCUCAAGGCGAAGCAGAUGGAGCUAUGUUUGCAGAGGACUGAGCUCGUCAACGAAACUGCAAAGAUGAUAUUUAAGGCCUAUGAAUCCUGAGCGGUUUGACUUUUUACUCUCUAUUAUGCAUCUUUGAGUCUUUUUGUAAUGUGCAUUUUAUAGCUUGUGGAACUAAUCCUUUUGUAAUUCGUUGUCGUAUUUUCUUUAUACCCAUAUGUUGGAUGCUUUGUUUUGGGUAUAAGACCCUUUCUCUAUUCCUCUUGUUCA